Lasiosphaeria miniovina is the source of this 2952-nucleotide messenger RNA. RefSeq lists its product as uncharacterized. Bases 1 to 2952 code for a protein of 983 amino acids. The transcript is spliced from 9 exons. Gene Ontology annotation, biological process: nucleoside metabolic process. The record is from RefSeq and is a predicted model, not a curated record. Gene Ontology annotation, molecular function: protein binding; catalytic activity. NCBI's taxonomy places the organism in Eukaryota, Fungi, Ascomycota, Sordariomycetes, Sordariales, Lasiosphaeriaceae.
AUGAUUGGGUACUGCCGCUCUUGGCGCUUCGAGCUUUCUCUCGUGCGGCUGAGCGACCAAGGCCAACUUCAGCCUCCCACACCAGCUCCCGGCCGUCGUCUACGAGAAGCGAUCACUGUUAAACAACCUCCACUGCCGCCAUCAGACACGAAGGGCACGAAGGGCACGAAGUGGCCUCCACAUAGUAAGCACCCGCCGAGCCCCAACGACUACACUGUCGGCUGGAUAUGCGCUAUAAGCACGGAAUACACCGCGGCACGAAGCUUUCUCGAGGAGCAACACAGCGGACCCGAUCACGUCUCUCCCAAUGACAACAACGAUUACACGCUGGGAAGGAUCGGGAAGCACAAUGUUGUCAUUGCUGUUCUGCCUGACGGGGAGUACGGCACAGCUUCUGCUGCAGGCGUUGCUAGGGAUAUGCUACACAGCUUUCCCAACGUCAGAAUCGGUUUGAUGGUCGGCAUCGGCGGCGGCGCGCCCAACGAAAAGCAUGACAUCCACUUGGGAGAUAUCGUGGUCAGCGCUCCCCGCAAAGGGAAGAGCGGUGUGUUUCAGUACGACUAUGGCAAGGCGAUACAGGAUCAGAGCUUUGAACCAACGGGGUUCUUGAAUCAGCCACCAGCAGCCUUACGAGUGGCGGUAGCUGGGCUCGAGACACAAUAUGAGGGGGAAGGUCAUCAACUCGAAGAUGCCAUCAACCACAUACUCGAGAGGAAACCGAGACUGCGGAUGAAGUACAAGCGACCGGAUCAAGGUAGCGAUAGACUCUACAGCAGCGACUUCGUCCACCGUGCGAAUACCGAAGGAAACUGCACAGCAAUCUGUGGUAAUGAUGCGUCCAAUCUAUUAUCGCGGCGCGAACGGGGAAAACAUGAAGACAAUCUAGUUAUUCACUACGGCCUAAUUGCUUCUGCGAACCAGCUGAUGAAAGACGCCCGGGCUCGGGAUAGACUCGCAGCCAAGAUGGAAGCAGCCGGCCUGAUGAACCACUUUCCCUGUCUGGUCAUCCGUGGGAUAUGCGACUACUCGGACUCUCAUAAAAACAAGGAGUGGCAAGGAUAUGCAGCAAUGCCGGCGGCUGCAUACGCAAAGGACCUUCUCUAUCGGAUGCCUCCCAAUAAGGUUGAAGCUGAAAGGAGGAUUAGAGAGAUUCUUUCUGAUGUUGACGAAAACAUCAAAACAAUGAGAUCGAAGUUGGAUAGAAAACAAGACCUCGAGAUCUUGAACUGGAUCACCCCAACCGACUAUGAAUCGGAGGAGUUCAAGACAUGGGUGACGACUGAGAAGCAGACGCUCUUCUGCCCAGGCAUUCCAGGGGCAGGAAAGACAAUUCUCAUGUCCAUGGUGGUGAACCAUCUCAUGAUGGAAUUUCAGGCCGAGUCGAGUGUUGGAAUUGCAUACAUCUACUGCAAAUUCCAACGGCAAGAAGAACAGACAGUUGCCCAUCUACUAGCCAGUGUGUUGAAACAACUAGCCGAGAGUCAGGAUUCCCUAGCUUCAAGCGUAAGGGAGUUAUACGACAACCAUGACAUCAGACGGACGCGGCCAUCGGUAGACGAACUAGCUAAAGCUCUGCAUUCUGUUGCUGCCAUGCACUCUCGGGUCUAUGUCGUUGUCGGCGCGCUGGAUGAAUGCAAAACAAUAGACGGCUGCCGGGAGAAAUUCCUGACCGAGAUGUUCAACCUUCAAGCUAAGACACAGGUCAAUCUUCUAGCGACCUCACGGCCAAUCCAGGACAUCCAAACGAAGUUCCAGGGAAGCUUGUCAUUGACGAUUCGUGCUACGAAUGAGGACGUGCAAACCUAUUUGACUGGCCAUAUGGCCAGACUACCAUCAUUUGUUAAGGAUGAUCCUGGCUUGCAGAUGAAAAUCAAGGAUGCGAUAGUGCAAGCCACCGAUGAAAUGUUCCUCCUUGUUCCACUUCACGUAGAUGCUCUAGCACAACAGCCUACCGUUGGAAAUAUCGAAUGGGCGCUACAGAAUCUACCUCGCGGAGUAGAUGAAAUUUACGGACAGGCAAUGGCCAGAAUCAAAGGCCAAGGAAGUGAAUCUCGUGACUUGGCCCUGAACAUUUUGUCUUUCGUCGUCCACGCAAAAAGAAUUCUUUCUUCAACUGAACUCCGACAUGCAGUUGCAUUUAUUCCAGGUCUUGACAUCAUAAGUUCGAUCUGUGGAGGCUUGAUCACCAUAGCCAGUCAAAGCGAUAUCGUUCGCUUGGUGCACUACACUACGAAGGAAUACUUCCGACUGCAGUUAAAUCCACUUUACGAUUACGCGGCACACAACUGGGGUCAUCAUGCUCGGGAAACUUCGCCAUUACCCCAAGAAGUCACAAAGUUGAUAACAUGCCAGGCAACGGUUGCCGCGGCUAGCCAAGCGCUCAUGGCCACUAGGUGGUAUGGUCGAAAUUCCAGCCAGGAGGUUCCAAAGCAGAUGACGGGCCUUCACUUGGCAGCAUUCUUUGGCAUCAAAGAGGCAGUACAUCUCUUUGUUCAAGACCUGGAGAACUUGGAUUGGCGCGCUAGUGAUGGCCGGACGCCGCUAUCGUGGGCCGCUAGCGGAGGUCACGAGCAGGGUGGGCGGCGAUAUAUUCGACACCCCUGUCACGAGGCUGUAGUGAAGCUACUUCUCGAGAAGGGCGCUGAUACGGAGGUGAAAGAUAAGGGUGGCUGGACGCCGCUAUCGUGGGCUGCUGAGCAAGGUCACGAGGCCGUAGUGAAGCUACUUCUCGAGAAGGGCGCCGAUACCGAGGUGAAGGAUAAGUUCGGCCGGACGCCGCUAUCGUGGGUUGCUGAGGGAGGUCACGAGGCCGUAGUGAAGCUACUUCUCGAGAAGGGCGUGUUACGAUCCUGGCUCAACACUGGCGGGCGGGACGGGCCCCACAUGAGCUCGGUGCGGCCAACCAGGCGGCGCUCAGUGCGUUCGGCCGCCAAGAUUGGGAAGACCCACUGA